Messenger RNA from Cicer arietinum (chickpea), 1105 nucleotides. RefSeq names its product constitutive photomorphogenesis protein 10. The record is from RefSeq and is a predicted model, not a curated record. NCBI's taxonomy places the organism in Eukaryota, Viridiplantae, Streptophyta, Magnoliopsida, Fabales, Fabaceae.
UGUGAAUUACAGCAUCCCUGUCGAAGUACAGACAUCACCCUUCUCGGGGUUAUAUCUUAAAACCCAAAAAGAAAAUACAGCAAUAGUAGAAUCUCGAGACUUUUAGUGCAGUUCAUUUAUUUAUUUGAUUUGAUUUGAUGUGAUGAUGGGACGAAAACAUUUAUAAGUUUGAAGAAGAAGAGAUGAAUUGAUUUGGGGGAAUAAGAAUAGGAAUAGGGUUUGGGCGAGGAUGAUAUCAGGAACUUCAUCAUGGUUACCGGCGACUUCAGUGUCGGCUUCCGGAAAGAGAAUUCAAAGGGAAAUGGUUGAACUCAACAACGACCCUCCUCCUCAUUGCUCUGCUGGUCCCAAGGGUGAUAAUCUCUAUCACUGGAUCGCCACCAUUAUUGGUACCCCAGGAACACCCUACCAAGGUGGCAUUUUCUUCCUUGACAUAAUAUUUCCAACUGAUUAUCCCUUCAAUCCUCCUCAGGUAGUAUUCAAAACUCGCAUUUAUCACUGCAAUGUAGAACCUGAUGGACAUGUUAGUAUGGGAAUAUUGAAGGAUGGUUGGAGUCCAGCACUAACAAUUACUAAGGUGCUACUUGCAGUUAGAUCACUUUUGACAAAUCCUGACCCUUAUAAUGCUGUUGUUCCUGGCAUUGCUCACUUGUAUUUGGGAGACAGAGCAAAACAUGAUGACAUUGCUGCAGAGUGGACUGUCCGAUUUGCUAAGUGAAUAUGUUUUAAGAGUCAUUUGAUUUGCUUGACUGAAGAAUGAUAGCAGUUUCACAUUUUUCCAAUACGUGCUUUACUUUCAGAUGAAUUUCACUUCAUUGGAAGGAGUUUGUUGUAUAGUUUGUCGAUAAUAUUUUUCUACAUCUUACAAAUAGUUCAUGCAGUUGUAACAAAACAAGCUUAUCUCCUCCCUACAAGCUUUGAUAAGAUGACCUGCAGCAAGAACUGAAGCCAUAUAUUAUAAGUUUUGCUAUCUUAAUCUAGUUCAACUAAUAAAGUUCUGUAUGACAAGCUGAAUCAUGUCUAUAAUGACUAGUAGCUCGUUAUUUCCUGCAUAUAUCUGCUUGUUAUUUCAGAUAAACAACUUAAUUGAUCACUUAUUUUGUAA